GCUGAGGUGUCUACGGCUGUUGGUCAACCCACACCACAAACAACAGAGUGUGUAACUGCAAAGGAAGAAGGACCACCUGGUGUGACAACGGCGAGAACGACGUCCGAGAAAACUACAGAAAUUGGUGAAGAGUGCACUCCUGCAAACCAGCCCACACCAAAGGUAGAGAAUAAAGUUCUAAUGCACUAUUUACAGGAUGAGGGCUGCAGGACUGCAUCUGAGCCCACUCCGAGAGCGGAUGAGGGCUGCACGACUGCUCGCGUGCUCACACCGAAAGCGGAUGACGGUUGUCGGACUGCUUCUGAGCCUACGCCUACGGCUAUGUAUAGGACUGCUGUUCAACCAACACCAACACCGGCUGAGGUGUCUACGGCUGUUGGUCAACCCACACCGCAAACAACAGAGUGUGUAACUGCAAAGGAAGAAGGACCACCUGGUGUGACAACGGCGAGAACGACGUCCGAGAAAACUACAGAAAUUGUGACAAAACGCACGACCGAGAAAUUCAUAUCAGGUGAAGAGUGCACUCCUGCGAACCAACCCACACCAAAGGUAGAGAGUGAAGGUUCGAGGACUGCUGUGCAACCUACACCAAAAGCGGUACGAUUUUUCGCUCUAGUAACUUCUCGGUCUAUUAUAUUCAUCACUUAA
This is a messenger RNA of Ostertagia ostertagi, 651 nucleotides long. Lineage: Eukaryota; Metazoa; Nematoda; Chromadorea; Rhabditida; Trichostrongylidae. The record is from the annotation of a GenBank genome assembly.